Messenger RNA from Suhomyces tanzawaensis NRRL Y-17324, 291 nucleotides. Its product is annotated as RNA-binding protein. Gene Ontology annotation, biological process: mRNA splicing, via spliceosome. The record is from RefSeq and is a predicted model, not a curated record. Gene Ontology annotation, cellular component: U6 snRNP; U4/U6 x U5 tri-snRNP complex; Lsm1-7-Pat1 complex. Lineage: Eukaryota; Fungi; Ascomycota; Pichiomycetes; Serinales; Debaryomycetaceae. The coding region runs from base 1 to 291 and encodes 96 amino acids. Gene Ontology annotation, molecular function: RNA binding. The transcript has a single exon.
AUGCUCGUUCUUCUCCAUCCAUACCUACAAGUACAGAACCCUCCAAUGUCCGAAGCUAGCGAACCACAAACCAUCUUGCCGUUGGAAGUCAUCGACAAAAGCGUCGGCAAAAAAAUCCGCGUGUUGUUGACCAACGACAAGGAAUUCACCGGCACCUUGAUAGGCUUUGACGACUUCGUCAACAUGGUGUUGGAAGAUGUUGUGGAAGAGUCCAACGAUGGUGUCAGCGACAAGGUCAUCAAGAAGAUGUUGUUGAAUGGAGGCCAAGUGGCCAUGAUUGUGCCCAGCUAA